This is a messenger RNA of Rana temporaria (common frog), 2977 nucleotides long. RefSeq names its product 5'-nucleotidase ecto (gene NT5E). Gene Ontology annotation, molecular function: metal ion binding; 5'-nucleotidase activity; nucleotide binding. Gene Ontology annotation, biological process: AMP catabolic process. Lineage: Eukaryota; Metazoa; Chordata; Amphibia; Anura; Ranidae. Gene Ontology annotation, cellular component: plasma membrane. Bases 103 to 1836 code for a protein of 577 amino acids. The record is from RefSeq and is a predicted model, not a curated record. The transcript has 9 exons.
UAGUUUCUGCCUCCAUCAGUGCCACCCACCUCCCCUGAUCGGUCCUCCUCCUGGAGAGAUCGGAGCACACACAGACAGGAGAGGGCACUUGUCACACUGGCAAUGACUAUGCAGCUGCUGUGCCUAUCCCUGGUGAUCUGUCACCUGUGCACACUGGUACUCACCUAUCAGAUCACCAUCCUGCACACCAAUGAUGUCCAUGCCCGUGUAGAGCAGACCAGCAGGGACUCUGGGAAGUGUGGUGAUCCCAAGGAUUGUUAUGGAGGGGUGGCCAGGAGGCUCACCAAGAUUAAGGAGAUCCGCGGCAGCAAAGAGAAUGUCUUGUUACUGGAUGGGGGGGACCAGUUCCAGGGGACGAUCUGGUUCAAUGUGUAUGGUGGCAUGGAAGCGGCACACUUCAUGAAUUACCUGCAGUACGAUGCAAUGGCUCUAGGGAAUCAUGAAUUUGACAAUGGCCUUUCUGGACUUGUGGACCCAUUCCUCAAAAACGUUAAGUUCCCCAUCCUAAGUGCCAAUAUUAUCGCAGAUUCACAGAUUGUAUCUAAUAUUAGUGGAUAUUAUCUGCCUUACAACAUUUUGAAUGUUGGCGGUGAACAGAUUGCAAUAGUUGGAUAUACCUCUAAAGAAACUCCAGUUUUAUCUGAUCCAGGCCCACACCUGAAAUUUGAAGACGAGAUAGAAGUUUUGCAAAAAGAAGUUUCCAAAGUUUUAACUCUUGGUGUAAAUAAGGUGAUAGCUUUGGGUCACUCGGGCUUUGCGACUGAUAAACUUAUUGCUCAGAAGGUGAGGGGAGUGGAUGUAGUUGUUGGAGGACACACAAAUACAUUCCUUUACACAGGACCACCACCUUCCAAUGAUGUCCCAGUUGGAGAAUAUCCUUUUAUUGUGAAAUCCGAUGAUGGCCGCUCUGUACCAGUGGUUCAAGCAUAUGCUUUUGGAAAAUAUCUUGGCCAUUUAGACGUAACAUUUGAUGCACAAGGAAAUGUCUUGCAUUCCUCAGGAAAUCCAAUUUUGCUGAACAGCAGCAUUCCUGAAGACCCAGCGCUUUUAGCAGAGGUUAACAAAUGGAAGGAACAAUUGCUUCAAUACUCUGCUCAAGAAAUUGGAAAAACCAUUGUAUAUCUAAAUGGAUCUUCUCUGGAGUGUCGUUUUAGGGAGUGCAAUAUGGGAAACCUAAUUUGUGAUGCUAUGAUUUCCAAUAAUAUUCGAAAUCCAGAUGAAAUGAUUUGGAAUCAUGUUUCACUCUGCAUUAUAAAUGGUGGUGGAAUCAGAUCAUCAAUUGAUGAAAGAUCAAAUAAUGGUAGCAUAACAACUGAAGACUUGCUAUCAGUGUUACCUUUUGGAGGUACAUUCGAUAUGAUUGAAGUUAAAGGGUCUACCCUAAAAGAUGCGUUUGAGCACAGCGUACACCGAUAUGGCGCUAGUACUGGAGAGUUCCUGCAAGUGGGUGGAUUUAGAGUGGUGUAUAAUAUAAAUAAAGAACCUGGGCAGAGAGUCGUCAGAUUAGAAGCUAUGUGCACCAAAUGCAGAGUACCAAGAUAUGUUCCAGUGGAAAAGGACCAAGUUUAUAAAGUUGUUCUUCCAGCCUUCCUCGCGGAGGGGGGAGAUGGCUUUAGUAUGUUAAAAAAUGAAAGCCUGAGGCAUGACAGUGGGGAUCUUGAUAUAGCAGUUGUUGGAAGUUACAUUCAUAAAAUGGUACGGGUUUACCCUGCUGUGGAAGAAAGGAUCCUGUUUACCUCUCAAGACCCAAGCCGGUCAGCAGCACAUUUUACUCGUAUGAACUAUUCACUAGUUUACAUCACAGCUCUUCUGGUGUUGCUACAACGAUUAUUUUAAACAAUGGUGACUAUUCAUUAUUUUGUGCUUGAAAAACAAAACAAAAAAAAAAACUAUUUUUAGUGAUUUGACAUUGUGAAAUCAAGCCAUCAAAUGUAUUUUUAUCCACUUAAAGGCACAUAAUGAAAUUGCUGACACAGGUCGCUUGCAAGAUGUCAUUGACUCAUAAUUGUGGUGUGACGAGAAGUAAAGAUUAUGAUAACUUAUGAACCCUAUUAUCAUCAUGCAGUGCAUUGCUACAGUAUUACAAAGCUACAACAUGAACAAUUGUAUCCUAAAAAAAUAUAACCUCUAAAUAAGCAGCUGCCUGGAUAGAGACGAACACAAGGCUUGCUGGUUGGAUGUCCCAUGUUAUUCCAAGAACAUCCUAUACAGAAGACAAUGUAUUGCAGACCAGGCAGUAAUUGCACAUUUCCUUUUUGGAUUAAAGAAAAUAAAAAUAAGUAUAGCUGUAAUGAGGGGGGGAAGCAAUUUGUAGUAUGCUGAUUUUCCUUGUUUACUUUGUGUUCAUCAUUGAAUGUUGUCAUUGAAGGUUUACAGUAACACAAGACUUCAAUCUAUGGCCCUCUGGUUGUUCAGGAACUACACGUCCCACCAUCACGCCAGGUCAUGUCUGUGAAUGUCAGAGUUUUACAAUGCCUCACGGGCUGUGUGGUUCUGCAACAACUGGAGGGCCAUAGUUUGAAGAUCCCUUGUUAAAUGCCACAAUCACAUCUGUUUUUUUAGUUUGUUUUUUUAUGAAAUCUCCUGCAUUAAACUGGCGGUUAGCUCAAUAAAUUAUCACACUUGGUAAAAGGGAAGUAAGUUCUGGUGUAAAAUCCUAUUGAAUUUAAUCACAUCAAGUUUUUUUGGUGUGGAUUGUUAUUUUUGAUGAAAAUAUUAUUUUGGCUGCUUGAAUAUAUGAUUACCCAUUUAACUUUAGGUAUAUGGCCAAGCCCAGCUGACCACCUGGUAUAAGUGAACAUGUGUUCCUUGCUUGGCACUACUGUAGCUCUUUACUCUUAAUAUAUCCUUAGCCAAAACAUUUUGUAGUUUUUGAACAAAGUAGGAAUUUGUCUUUUAUUAUUAGCAAUUGUCACUGGGAUAACUAAAAAGGGGUAAAUCUCUCAAGCAGGGACGGCAAUAAAAAAAUUAAAUUUGA